AUGCGGCGUCUAUCGGAUUCCUGCGUUCUUAUAUGUGGUCUAGGUGGUGUUGGAGUUGAAAUAGCAAAAAAUCUUGUUCUUGCCGGUGUCAGGGAGUUGAUCCUUGAUGACUCCACUGUCUGUUCUGCUGAGGAUUUAGCCAGUCAGUUCUACGUACACCCUGAGGAUGUUGCACAAGGACGAACAAGAGCUGAAGCAAGCCAAAAACCUCUGGCGGCCCUUAAUCCCUACGUUCAUGUCAGUAUUAAAACUCGUACUCAAGCUAAUGAGGGCGUUGACAUUGACCAGGAAAUAAAUACUCUUCCCGCGUGUAAAAUUCAUUGCAUGGUAAUCACUGAUAGUCAUCUCUUCCUUGCUGCUCUCCUCAACAACUAUUGCCGGCAACAUCAUAUCAAGUUUGUUUACGCAAACACGAUUGGAACUUUUGGGAACGUCUUCUGCGACUUCGGUCCAAACAUUAAGUUUAGCCCACCAGAUGAAGAACCUCCUUCAACAUUUUUCAUCGAGAGCAUAGAAAACGCAGAGAAGCCGAAGCUGGUAAUUAGGGCAUUCGAGCAGCAUAAAAUAUCUGAUGGCGGUUUCAUAACUUUUAAUGAAGUCACUGAAAUAUCUCCUUGCGUCCUCGAACUGGAUAUCGACACAUGCAAUUUCGGAAAAUUUACCGGGAACGGUCGAGCAACUGAGGUCAAGCAAGCUCCCGAUGUUACUCACCUCCCUCUUGCGAAGCAACUUGAAGACCCCAAACUCUCCAUCGUCGAUCUCGUGAAUCCCGAUUCAGCUGCUCAGAUGCAUGUGGCCUUCAUAGCACUCAUGGCGUUCAUCUACACUAAGAAACAGCUUCCCAAAGCUUGGUCCAAAAAGGAUGCAACAUUAUUUCUCAAAUUGGCAGAGCGGUUUUGCCUCCGGAACAUGAAAAUUGACACUACUCUUCUGGAACGAAUUUGUUUCACCUCUCGGGGCCAACUGCCUCCCCUCUGCUCAUUUUUCGGUGGUGUAGCUGCACAAGAAGUCAUAAAAGCAGUAACUUGUCGAUUUACACCUCUCAAUCAAUGGAUGUAUUUCGGUGCCGACUCUGUGAUACCUUCGGAAAUUCCAAGAAACUCAGGACUUUCUGUAGAGCCUCGUUAUCGUCCCCUAGUCAGAUGCAUUGGACCGCAGAACAUGCGGAAAGUCGCCAUGGCUAGCACUUUCAUGGUCGGCUGUGGUGCGAUUGGCUGUGAAUUACUGAAGAACCUAGCUCUUCUGGGUCUCGCCAGUGGCGCCCCCCAGGCUGCUGCAGCCGAACUCUCCAGCAAUCUCUCGAAUUCCGCUACCUCCCCAUCUCCCGACGACGAGACAUCCGCUAUAUCUUCUGAGAUUGUUGAAGACGAUGAUAAUGAAGAGCUUAUGCCGCUGAUUAUUCGUGAUUUUCACCACAUGGUCAUAGAGUUGAGUCACCUGGGCAUGGAACUGGGUGUCUUCCGCCCCUAUCAACUAGAUCAUGGUGAUACCUUUCCGGUGGCCGACGGGGACCUUCAAUCGACGCCGGUGGCUUCAUUGGAGAUGCCGACUAUGGGCACUACACACUCACCCUCCGCAACACGUGGCACGAUGACGGCGCUACUGACGGACGCAUCGACGGGAGCGGUGACUGCUCUCGCCGGGCCACAGGGCGAAUCGGCAACUGAAUUGCCAGAGGAUGAGAAUUUUGCCCCUCUUGGCUCCCCCGCCACUAGUUCGUCGACCAGUUUUUAUCGAAUUGAUGAGAGAGGCAAGUCGUUACACGUGAGCUCUCAAAGUGACUACGACGCAGAUGUGGAAUCUAUGGCCCAACAGACUUUCUCUUGUCCUCAACCGACCAUCACCACUGCCACAGUCGCUACUAACACUGAUGCUAAUACUAACGCGAAUACCUGUGACGGUCCCUGCAUCACUAUAACUGAUAUGGAUCACAUCGAGAAGUCCAAUCUGAAUCGGCAGUUUCUUUUCCAUUCUGAGCACGUCGGUCUGGCCAAAAGCACCGUCGCCGCUGCAUCCAUCCGACAAAUUAACCCCGCUCUUAAAGUUGUUGCCCUGCAAGAAAAAUUGGAUUCCAACACGGAGGGAGGAGUUUUCACCGACGACUUUCUGCAGAUAGCAGCAUCAGGAAAGGACAAAUCCGGUCCACCAAUAGUGCUGGCAGCACUAGAUAACAUUAAAGGGCGACGUUAUUUAGACACUCGCUGUGUAGCCAACCGACUGGCGAUGUUUGAUUCGGGUACUCAGGGUACAAAGGGUCACACCCAAGUGAUCCUCCCUGGGAUUACCGAGUCCUACUCAAGCCAGAAGGAUCCCCCGGAGGAGGAGGGAGCCAGUGAUGUCGUCCCAUACUGCACGCUGAAGUCUUUUCCCGCCAAAGCAUCCGACUGUGUUGAAUGGGCGAGGGAGAAGUUCACCCUCAAACCACAGGGGAUGGAUCGGUUCUUGAGGGCCUUCGGGUAUUCCUGCAAGGAGCUGCGAGACGCACUUCAGACCAUAUUGGCAAAGGGCCCUUCCGAUUGGUGGCCUAAUGAUGCUACCCCGAGAAAUGUCUUCCUCAGAUGCCUCAAUAUGCCUCAAUUGACCUUUUUCAACAGCCGACCUCGCACAUGGAAGGAGUGUAUUUGUUUGGGACGCGAGAAGUUUGAAAAAUAUUUUACUCAUAAGGCCUUGCAUUUGCUUUACAAGUUCCCAGCGGACAAAGUACUUGAAGGGGGAGAGCCCUUCUGGCAGCUACCACGCCGCAAGCCCCGGCCGCUUACCUUUGACGUGUCAAAUAAGCUACACGUUGAUUUCGUGUGGUCCUUUGCUCGCUUGCUCGGCAAGCAAGCGGGUAUUCACAUCCCCUCAAUAAGUGUACCAGCAAUGGCGGCUUCUUUUGUCAAAGAGGCCCUGAUGGACUUCACCCCGAAACCCUACGUUCCGUCGGACAAAGAGGUGAUUGUGGACACCUCGGUGAGCAGACCAACGCCGCUAGAUGGCCCCUCUUCGUGCCCAACUGCCGAUGACGAAUUCCAUGCCCAGUUGGAGAUUGCAAUUGCUCGGCUGAGCGAUCCUGACUGUCGACUCACCUGUCAGUCCAUUGAGUUCGACAAAGAUAAUGAGAAAGAUGGUCACAUUGACUUCAUUGCUGCAGCUACAAACCUCCGAGCUGCGAUGUAUGGACUACCAGAGACGGGGAGGUACGAGGUGAAAAGGAUUGCUGGUCGCAUUAUUCCUGCAAUAGCCACGACCACGGCCGCUGUGGCCGGUCUAGUUAGUCUAGAGGUGUUGAAGUACAUUUGUUUCAGCGGAACUUCCUCAGAGACAGAAUGCCUUACCAGCCACUCGAGGAACAAUUUUGUUAAUCUAUCUCUCCCCUCUGUUAUCUCCGUUUUGCCUGGCCUCUAUGUUGCCAAAAAUCUCCCCAACAACACGCAUUUUACGGUCUGGGAUCGAUGGGAGAUGAAGUUGCCCACCAAGAAGUCUACCUUGAAGGAGUUUAUUGAUUUAGUAGAGUUGAAAUACGGGCUCAAUGUCUCCCUGAUCACGCAGAACUGCCGCCCCAUCUACAUGACACUCCUACCGAACUUUGAGUGCAACCUCCGUAAACCAAUGCUUUCAUUACUCACAUACACACCAAAGGAUACUUACGUCGAUUUGGUCAUCGUCUACGAAGGCAAGGGUGAUGACGAUGAUGAUGUUGAAGGCCCUCCAUUCCGUUUGAUACUUCCAACCGAUUAG
This is a messenger RNA of Echinococcus granulosus, 3720 nucleotides long. RefSeq names its product Ubiquitin-like modifier-activating enzyme. Gene Ontology annotation, molecular function: SUMO activating enzyme activity. The transcript is spliced from 24 exons. The record is from RefSeq and is a predicted model, not a curated record. Lineage: Eukaryota; Metazoa; Platyhelminthes; Cestoda; Cyclophyllidea; Taeniidae. The coding region runs from base 1 to 3720 and encodes 1239 amino acids. Gene Ontology annotation, cellular component: SUMO activating enzyme complex; cytoplasm. Gene Ontology annotation, biological process: protein sumoylation.